AUGGAAUGGUGCCACGGAGUUCCGACUCGGUAUGAGCGCGACGAUCCAUUUGCCGGCGACGACUUCCAAGCGGCGCAGACUGGAGCCCACCGCGCUUUCGAGGACCCAGACAGACCAGUCGUCAACUACCCAUCGGGCCUGCCGCCUCGCCCGUCCGCCCGCCUCAGCUUCGUCCGCCCUGACACGCCCAUGCACGGCUCGUCGGCCUCGUCCAGGGUCCCGACCACCUCCGAGGAGGUGCGUGACAGCGCCGGCAGCAGCAGCAGGAAGCAGAAGCUGUUCAAGGCCCUGAGCCUGUUCAGUCGCAAGCGCAGGAAUGCCGGUCCCGCCUCGCCGCCUCUUGCUCCGCCGCCGCCGCCGACGCCGCCGAAGCCCGUCCGCCUGAACUUCCUCUUCGUCGGCAGCCGGGGAACCGGCCAGACAAGCCUUCUAUUGUGGGAGACCCUGAACCGCCCAUCCCGUUCCGCCGAGGAAUUCGGGAAUUUCAUCCCCUUCUUUCGAGCGCAAAGAAAUGAGGGAGCGAUGGCUAACCUUGACUCUUGGGCUCAGCCGAUCGCGCUAUGGAUACUGCCCGGACGUACACGGGCUGAAGCGAACAAUGAUACCUCGGGUGCACCGGAUCUCAACACGGUCGAGCGGCUGGCGUCGAUGCCCUGGCACGGCGUCUUCCUGUGCUUCGACCUCGGCAACAAAAUCACCUUGCUCGCCAUUGUGCAAUGGUGGAUCCAUGCCCGCGCGCGAGGCUUCAAUGUUCAAACCCAAGGCUUCGACCCGCUCGUCCACAUCGUCGGCAUGAAGAGGGACCUUCGACGGGCCUGUUUUCGUGGGCUCCAUUGCCCGGGGCCUCUGUGCCACAGCUGCUGCGUCAACGUCUCGGAUGCCACUGCCAACGCCCGCAGCAUCCGUGCCGACCACUACAUCGAGGUGUCGGCCAGGACGGGCGAGAACAUCGAUCUUCUUCUGAACGGGGCCGGGGUGGAGGCUACCCGCCGAGUCAUCGCUCGCCGCGCUGCUGAAGGGGGAGCCCAGUGA
Messenger RNA from Hirsutella rhossiliensis, 1032 nucleotides. Its product is annotated as ras family domain-containing protein. The transcript is spliced from 6 exons. Gene Ontology annotation, molecular function: GTP binding; GTPase activity. Lineage: Eukaryota; Fungi; Ascomycota; Sordariomycetes; Hypocreales; Ophiocordycipitaceae. The record is from RefSeq and is a predicted model, not a curated record. The coding region runs from base 1 to 1032 and encodes 343 amino acids.